UGCUCUGUGUGGCUGGGAGUUUUCACCGUUGGUGGUUUCACGGGGAGUAGUUGUAGUCUUCAUACCGGAGGGUGAAACUAGUCCCGGGGAGGAAACUAGUGGGAUACUUUUGUAGUUUGGGGAGAAAACUACCAUAGGUGGUAGGAGAGUAACUUAAUUUUCUCUUGGAUAGCACUAUAAAGUUGCCAUCAUGCCGGUUUUCCACACGAAGACGAUAGAAAGUAUCCUGGAGCCGGUGGCUCAGCAGAUAUCCCAUCUGGUGAUAAUGCACGAAGAAGGUGAAGUUGACGGGAAAGCUAUUCCAGAUCUCACGGCGCCGGUGGCUGCCGUGCAGGCGGCUGUCAGCAACCUUGUUCGGGUUGGGAAGGACACGGUACAAACCACAGAGGACCAGAUCAUGAAAAGGGACAUGCCACCAGCUUUUAUCAAAGUGGAGAAUGCAUGCACUAAGCUGGUGCAGGCUGCCUCCAUGCUGAAAGCCGAUCCGUACUCUGUUCCUGCUCGGGAUUACCUCAUCGAUGGCUCCCGGGGCAUCCUCUCUGGGACCUCUGACCUGCUCCUGACCUUCGACGAAGCCGAGGUUCGCAAAAUAAUCCGCGUGUGCAAAGGCAUCCUGGAGUACCUGACGGUGGCAGAGGUGGUGGAGUCUAUGGAGGACUUGAUCACGUACACAAAGAACCUGGGACCAGGGAUGACAAAGAUGGCAAAGAUGAUAGAUGAGCGACAGCAAGAGCUGACACACCAGGAGCACCGUGUGAUGUUGGUCAACUCCAUGAACACAGUCAAAGAGCUGCUGCCCAUCCUCAUCUCAGGUAUCAAAAUCUUUGUGACAACCAAGACGUCUGGCAGCCAGGGUGUGGAGGAGGCCUUGAAGAACCGUAACUUCACUUUUGAGAAGAUGAGCUCCGAGAUAAACGAGAUCAUCAGAGUGCUGCAGCUUACGUCCUGGGACGAGGACGCCUGGGCCAACAAGAAGGACACAGAGGCCAUGAAGAGGGCUCUGGGGCUCAUCGACUCAAAGAUGUCUCAGGCUAAGAACUGGCUGAGGGAUCCACACGCUCAACCAGGGGACGCGGGCGAGCAGGCCAUCCGCCAGAUCCUCGAUGAAGCCGGGAAAGUUGGCGAACUGUGUGCUGGGAAGGAGCGCAGAGAUAUCGUGGGCACAGCCAAGACCCUGGGCACGAUGACUGACCAGGUGUCUGAGAUGAGGGCCAGAGGUCAGGGGGCGACUCCAGCCGCCAUGCAGAAGGCACAGCAGGUUUCCCAGGGGCUCGACGUGCUGACCGGCAAGGUGGAAAAUGCCGCUCGCAAGCUGGAGGCCAUGACUAACUCCAAGCAGGCCAUCGCCAAAAGGAUUGAUGCUGCACAGAACUGGCUGGCAGAUCCUAACGCCAGCCCAGAGGGAGAGGAGAACAUCAGGGCCCUGCUCACCGAGGCCAAAAAGAUUGCAGACAUGUGUGAGGACCCAAAAGAAAGAGAUGACAUCUUGCGCUCUAUUGGAGAGAUCGCUGCCAUGACUGCCAAACUGUCUGAUCUCAGAAGACAGGGUAAAGGUGACACUCCCGAGGCCAGAGCUUUGGCUAAACAGAUCGCAACAUCUCUGCAGAACCUGCAGUCCAAGACCAACAAAGCCGUGGCCAACAGCAGGCCUGCAAAGGCCGCUGUUCACUUGGAAGGAAAGAUCGAGCAGGCGCAGCGCUGGAUUGAGAAUCCCACCAUGGACGACAGCGGCGUGGGCCAGGCAGCCAUCCGCGGGCUGGUGGCGGAGGGCCGCAGGCUGGCCAACGCUCUGCCAGGCCCGUACAGGCAGGAGCUGCUGGGUAAGUGUGAGCAGGUGGAGCAGCUCAUGGCCCAGCUGGCCGACCUGGCUGCCCGCGGUGAAGGGGACUCCCCUCAGGCACGUGCUGUUGCUCAGCAGCUCCAGGAGGCUUUGAAAGACCUGAAAGGAAAGAUGCAAGAAGCGAUGACUCAGGAGGUGUCAGACAUCUUCAGUGACACCACCACCCCCAUCAAGUUACUGGCAGUGGCUGCCACCGCCCCUCUGGACGCCCCCAACAGAGAUGAGGUCUUUGAUGAAAGGGCUGCCAACUUUGAGAACCACGCCAAUAAGCUUGGCACCACGGCAGAGAAGGCUGCUGCUGUCGGCACUGCCAACAAGAGCACAGUGGAGGGAAUCCAGGCUGCCGUCAAGUCAACAAGAGACUUAACACCACAAGUGGUAUCUGCUGCUCGUAUCCUGCUGAGAAACCCUGGCAACCAAGCUGCAUAUGAACAUUUUGAAACCAUGAAGAAUCAGUGGAUCGACAAUGUGGAGAAAAUGACAGGUUUGGUGGACGAGGCCAUCGAUACCAAAUCCUUGCUGGACGCCUCAGAGGACGCCAUCAAGAAGGACCUGGAAAAGUGCCGUUUGGCCAUGGCCAACCACCAGCCUCAGAUGCUGGUCGCCGGCGCCACCAGCAUCGCCCGCAGAGCCAACCGUAUCCUCCUGGUGGCGAAGCGAGAGGUGGAGAACUCCGAGGAUCCUAAAUUCAGGGAGAUGGUGAAGGCCGCGUCUGAUGAACUGAGCCAGACGAUUUCUCCUAUGGUGAUGGACGCUAAAGCGGUGGCUGGAAAUAUUCAUGAUCCAAGUCUUCAGAAAGGCUUCCUGGACUCAGGUUAUAAUAUUCUUGGUGCUGUGGCAAAAGUCAGGGAGGCAUUCCAGCCCCCGGAGCCAGACUUCCCACCACCUCCUCCUGAACUGGAUCAGCUUAAUCUUAACGAUGAGGCAGCACCACCCAAACCUCCUCUUCCUGAGGGUGAGGUUCCUCCCCCCAGGCCUCCUCCCCCAGAGGAGAAAGACGAGGAGUUCCCUGUGCAGAUUGGCGAUAUGGUGAACGAGCCCAUGAUGGUGGCUGCCAGGCAGCUCCACGAUGAAGCCCGCAAGUGGUCCAGCAAAGGAAAUGACAUCAUCGGUGCUGCCAAACGUAUGGCCUUGCUCAUGGCUGAGAUGUCACGUCUGGUGCGCGGAGGCGGCGGAAACAAGCGCGCCCUCAUCCAGUGCGCCAAGGACAUCGCUAAGGCUUCUGAUGAAGUCACACGGCUGGCCAAGGAGGUGGCCAAGCAGUGUACCGACAAGCGUAUCCGGACCAACCUGCUCCAGGUGUGCGAGCGCAUUCCCACCAUCAGCACUCAGCUCAAAAUCCUGUCCACAGUCAAGGCCACCAUGUUGGGUCGCACCAACAUCAGCGAAGAGGAGUCAGAGCAGGCCACUGAGAUGUUGGUCCACAAUGCUCAGAACCUGAUGCAGUCUGUGAAGGAGACCGUCAGGGAGGCCGAAGCAGCUUCCAUCAAGAUCCGGACAGAUGCUGGUUUCACCCUCCACUGGAUCAGAAAGACCCCCUGGUACCAGUAA
Sebastes umbrosus (honeycomb rockfish) is the source of this 3391-nucleotide messenger RNA. Its product is annotated as vinculin. The coding region runs from base 191 to 3391 and encodes 1066 amino acids. Gene Ontology annotation, molecular function: actin filament binding; structural molecule activity. Gene Ontology annotation, cellular component: actin cytoskeleton. The transcript has 21 exons. NCBI's taxonomy places the organism in Eukaryota, Metazoa, Chordata, Actinopteri, Perciformes, Sebastidae. Gene Ontology annotation, biological process: cell adhesion. The record is from RefSeq and is a predicted model, not a curated record.